CCCAUCCUUCUCACAUUCAUCUUUCAAAUCUCACUCUCUCUCUCUAGAAUUUUCUCUCUCUAGAAUUCACCACUGCUGUCAUGGCUUCACCGACACCGUUGCUGAAAGAUGAACUCGACAUUGUGAUUCCGACUAUCCGUAACCUCGAUUUCUUGGAGAUGUGGAGGCCGUUCUUCGAGCCGUAUCAUCUCAUCAUCGUGCAGGAUGGUGAUCCUUCCAAGACGAUUAAGGUGCCGGAAGGGUUUGAUUAUGAGCUCUAUAACCGGAAUGACAUUAACAGGAUUCUCGGUCCCAAGGCCAAUUGUAUCUCGUUCAAGGAUUCUGCGUGUCGGUGCUUUGGGUACAUGGUUUCCAAGAAGAAGUAUAUCUACACCAUUGAUGAUGAUUGCUUUGUUGCCAAUGAUCCAACAGGGAAGCAGAUCAAUGCACUUGAGCAGCAUAUCAAGAACCUUCUCUGCCCAUCAACCCCUUUCUUCUUCAACACCCUUUAUGAGCCUUACAGAGAAGGUGCAGAUUUCGUCCGUGGCUACCCCUUCAGUCUCCGUGAAGGUGUGCCAACUGCUGUUUCUCACGGUCUUUGGCUCAACAUCCCUGACUAUGAUGCUCCUACUCAGCUUGUGAAGCCUCUCGAGAGGAACACUAGGUAUGUAGAUGCUAUUCUGACCAUUCCUAAGGGAACUUUGUUCCCCAUGUGCGGAAUGAACUUGGCUUUCGACCGUGAGCUCAUUGGACCAGCAAUGUACUUCGGUCUCAUGGGUGAUGGUCAGCCUAUUGGACGCUACGACGACAUGUGGGCUGGCUGGUGUAUCAAGGUUAUCUGUGAUCACUUGGGAUUGGGAGUCAAGACUGGUCUUCCCUACAUCUACCACAGCAAGGCCAGUAACCCAUUUGUUAACCUGAGGAAGGAAUACAAAGGUAUCUUCUGGCAAGAAGACAUCAUUCCAUUCUUCCAGAACGUUGUUCUUCCAAAAGAAGCUACCACUGUUCAGAAGUGUUACCUCGAGCUCGCCAAAGAAGUCAAGGACAAACUUAGCAAGAUCGAUCCUUACUUUGACAAGUUGGCUGAUGCUAUGGUUACCUGGAUUGAAUCCUGGGAUGAGCUCAACCCAGCUGGAGCAUCAGCUGCCAACGGCAAAGCAUGAGUCAAUUUUGGUUCGCUUCAAAUUACUGUCACGUAAUCUGAAGCGAAACUAUUUCUAUAACUAUUUUUUUAGUAUUUAUUUCAAAAUUUUAAUGUUAUUCAUGGAUUGGAAUUUGCAGCAUUGUUAGCUGUGGUUCUGCUUAGUAAUUUCAUGUUUUGAGCUUAGAAAGCAAUAAAAGAUUAUGCGGUCUUAGGUCUGUCUUAGGGCAAACGGAAGCAUCUGGUUUCAUGCCAUACGAGUCUCAUAGGAAGGCUUUUUGACUUAUGAUACACUAGCUUAUGUUUCUGUUUCUGUUGUUUUUACUUAAGAAGUGUCAUUUUUGUAUUAUGUAUCGUACAAUUUAUAAUAAGAUUUCAUUUAUGAUUUUGGUUCA
This is a messenger RNA of Vicia villosa (hairy vetch), 1515 nucleotides long. RefSeq names its product UDP-arabinopyranose mutase 2. NCBI's taxonomy places the organism in Eukaryota, Viridiplantae, Streptophyta, Magnoliopsida, Fabales, Fabaceae. The record is from RefSeq and is a predicted model, not a curated record. Gene Ontology annotation, molecular function: UDP-arabinopyranose mutase activity. The transcript is spliced from 4 exons. Bases 81 to 1142 code for a protein of 353 amino acids. Gene Ontology annotation, biological process: plant-type cell wall biogenesis; UDP-L-arabinose metabolic process. Gene Ontology annotation, cellular component: Golgi apparatus; cytosol.